AUGCUCUCUCGCAUUUUCGGCACGCAUUUGCGCAGCAGCGCCGCAUCGUCAGCGCUCCGCUUUGGCAGGUUGAGCCCCUGUGGGCUUCGAGGUAGCCUGGCAGGUAGCAACAGUGGCAGCGGCAGCAGUAGCAGUGACAUCCAAAGCGUCGUGGCGGCCUCCCCCUUCCUUGUGAACUCGAAGCGGUUCAUUCAGUUUGAGCAGUCGAGUGACACACUGCUCGGCGUCAACAAGAACAAGCGUUCGAUGCACCACCGAUGGGUGACCAAGAGUACGAAGGAGUACAUGAGCGAGGCUGACUCGAAGGUCUCCAAGGGGAACAGCCUCCUCUUUAGUGCGCGCGAGCAUCGACGGGGAGGCAUGGAAAGGAAGCGGGAGCGUUUGCGCGAGGUGACAGAGGAGUCGGACCGCACCUUCGAGCUGGAGCUGGACCGGAUGCGGGAAGACAAGGAGCGGCGGUGGAAGAAGGGCUUCAACUUCUUUAAGCGACAGGGGAAGGCAUUCACACUCCUCUACCUUGUUGCUUACGUCGCACCCUUGACGGUGCUCUACGUUGGCUUCGCCAGCGGGCUGCUUCCGAAAGAUGCCGCCUUUGAGUUUCUCUUCUUCUUUUUGCAGAGCUUCAUGGAUCGCGACAUGUUUUUCGAGCGGAUUGAGGCGUGGGACACGUACACCAACUUCGGCUUUGCCUUUGUUGUGAACGAAACGCUGGAGUUCCUGCGCUUUCCGCUGGUGAUGUUCUUUUUUUACCAGACCCGCCCGUACCUGACCGGGGUGAACCAUCGUGUAAAGGCGUCUAUCUUUCGCUUCAACGCGGCAGAGUCGUAA
Messenger RNA from Leishmania braziliensis MHOM/BR/75/M2904, 828 nucleotides. RefSeq lists its product as hypothetical. The transcript has a single exon. Lineage: Eukaryota; Euglenozoa; Kinetoplastea; Trypanosomatida; Trypanosomatidae. The record is from RefSeq and is a predicted model, not a curated record. Bases 1 to 828 code for a protein of 275 amino acids.